GGGGUCCUUGAUGCCCCUUGUUUCGAAUCCUGCAAAUAAAGAAAAGGGAGCUGUUGGACACCUGUGGCUCAGCGAAACUUCCAUGUCAACAUGUAUCAGCCUCUAUUGCUUGCUUCUCUUCUGUCCUCAGUCCUCGGGGCACCAUCAAAUUAUUGUCCGCUCCUGGGACCCGUGUUCCCACCCGCACGAGCAAUCUCCACGAGCAGCGCAUUCCUUUCCGCGAAGAACAACAUCUCUGCCGCCCUUGACUCGGCUAUAGCGGGAACCUCGCCCCUCAAUAGUGUCUAUAACCCCAACACCACAUCGUUUGCGAUCCAGGUCUUUUCGAAAUAUGACGCUGAGCCUUUGUUCGAGUCGUACUAUACCGCUCCGAACGUUAACGCGUCGGUCGGUGUGCAGACAGUGGAUGAGAAUACCGUGUUCCGCAUCGGGAGUGGCUCCAAGGUCUGGACGGUCCUAUUGAUGCUCAUCGAACGCGGUGAUGCCGUGUUCCGUGAGCCAGUCGCCAAGUAUGUCCCAGAGAUUCGAGCAUGGAGCAAUAGGCCUCACGGGAAUGAGAUUGAUUCUGUGCGCUGGAACGAGGUGACAAUCGGGGAGCUGGCGAGCCAUCUAGCUGGGAUACCACGAGAUUAUGGCUUCGUUGAUCUUGUCUUUCUCUUGGCCGAUCCGAAUGCUUUGGGGCUUCCUUCGCUUUCGAGCGCCGAGAUGCCUCCGUGUGGUGCACCAGGCAUGCCUUGUGAUCGUCGCCAAUUCUUCAACGGCUUCUUGAAGAGACACCCUGUCGUCCCCACUGCGUCCAUCCCGAUCUAUUCCAACGCAGCAUUCCAGAUCCUCGCAUACGCACUGGAAGCCAUGACCGGUCAAAGCUACCAGACGCUCCUGACCCGGGAUAUGAUCCGCCCGCUUAACCUCACUCGUUCGAGUUACAGCAAGCCUGCGGACAGAUAUGGGGUCAUUCCAGGUGAUGUGGAGACGACAUGGUGGGCUCACUCACUCGGCGACGAGACACCUGCCGGGGGCAUUUACUCAUCGGCCAAGGACACGGCCGCUGUCGGCCGUGCCAUUCUUGACCAUCAAUUGCUUUCCGGGCCCCUCACCCGGCGCUGGUUGAAACCAGCUAGUCACACUGCCUCACUAGAUUUGGCCGUUGGGGCUCCUUGGGAGAUCUACUCAUUUCCUUCUUCGCGGGUGGUCGAUGUCUACGCCAAAGCCGGCGAUCUGGGAGCGUACUCGUCCAUGUUGGCUCUGUCUCCAGACCACAACGUCGGCUUCACUAUCCUAGUAGCAGGCACGAAUACUCAUUGGAUGACGGCCUAUUUUUCCGAUCUCCUUGCGAACUCGCUGCUUCCGGCGCUAGACGAGGCGGCGAAAGAGGAGGCCAUUCCAAGAUUUGUGGGAUCCUACGCUGCGAGCAAUUCCACAUCCUCACUGACCAUCAUCACGGAUGACGGCCCCGGCUUGAAAGUUGAUUCAUGGGUUAGUAAUGGGGUGAAUAUGUUUGACACGUUUGCGUUGCUUUUCGGUACGUCGGUUGCGGAAGUCAGCGUGCGGCUGUAUCCGACAGGACCGAAAGCGCCAGGGCGCGUGUCCUUCCGGGCGGUCUUUCACGACUUGAGUCUUUUAGUCAAUGGGAUCGGGCCAUUCAGUCGAACCUGCCCGUCUUGGUUCCUUGAGGAUGCAUUUGUGUAUGGAGCUGUUGGAUUAGAUGAGUUCGUGUUUGAUGUGGAUAGACAAAGUCGGGCAGUUGCGGUCGAGGCGAGAGGUUUGAGAAUGAUCUUGAGGAAUUAGACCGGGAAUGACACCGCAGAUUGUUGGAUUAUGGUUGUGAGUCUGUUCACGUGUUCCGCCUUGUAGACGCAGCAUAUGCAUGGGAGCAAUAGA
Molecule: messenger RNA, 1881 nt
Organism: Aspergillus homomorphus CBS 101889
Lineage: Eukaryota; Fungi; Ascomycota; Eurotiomycetes; Eurotiales; Aspergillaceae
Product: serine hydrolase domain-containing protein
Exons: 4
Coding region: 91-1788 (565 amino acids)
Source: RefSeq, a predicted model, not a curated record